Venustampulla echinocandica is the source of this 630-nucleotide messenger RNA. RefSeq lists its product as uncharacterized. The record is from RefSeq and is a predicted model, not a curated record. The transcript has 3 exons. The coding region runs from base 1 to 630 and encodes 209 amino acids. Lineage: Eukaryota; Fungi; Ascomycota; Leotiomycetes; Helotiales; Pleuroascaceae.
AUGCUUGUCAAAUCUGGUGUUCUCCUCGCUCUGGCUUCGGCCGCCAUCGCUGCCCCAGCACUUGAUACCCGUGCAGAUGCCCCCAAUCCCAAUGAGGUGACCAUCAAUGGCAUCACUACCUCUGGAACCGGGUGCCCACAAGGCACCGUUGGGAAGUACCUCUCUGAUGAUCGCCAAACUUUCACCCUCAUCUUCGACCAGUAUCAGGUUCAAAUCGGGCCUGGCACCCAACCAGCAGAUGCACGCAAAUUCUGUCAGGUCAAUCUUCAGCUACACUAUCCUUCUGGCUUCCAGUACUCGAUCUUGAGUACUGUUUAUAGAGGUUAUGCAGCUCUUGAUGCCGGCGUGACCGGGACUCAGGAAGCCACUUACUACUUCUCUGGUCAAUCCGCCCAAGUAUCAACCAAGUCUAGCUUCAAGGGCCCAUUCAGUAACAACUACAACAUCGCGGACAACGUUCCAAUGGCCUCCACCGUCUGGUCUCCUUGCGGAGCUGAUCUACCCAUCAACAUCAAAUCCCAGAUCUCCCUCGCUAGCACCAAAACUACAGCCAAGGGCCUUAUGACCGACGAUUCUAUCGACGGCAAGAUCACCUGGGUCACCGGUGUCUCCUGGAGAAAGUGCAAGUAG